AUGCAUAGCAGGCCUAGUCUUGUAGAUGGUGUUAUUUUUGGGGCACCUUUGGCCGUCGUUGCAGGGCUUUUGACACAUUUUGAGAUACCAUUUCCGCAAUGGCUCACAGGACCUGCUGAAGUUCGAAGCCACAUGGAACCGGAAAGUAUUGUGUACGUUUGUCGGUGUCCAGAACACGGCAUGCGCUGGCCUGAUGUUUUCAGAUUUAUCGCAAGUCAGCUUGCAGAACUCACACAUGCAGGCUGGGUUCCCUUGAUAUUGAAUAUAGCGCUGGUUCUUCAAACACUGUUGGUAUUGGGUAAGCUUUUGAGAAAGAGCUACAGCAGAGAGAUGACCCAAUUGCCAAAUUCGGCAUUAUGCGACCAAACAGAUGCCGAUGGUCAGAGUAUAGAUAUUUCACCGUACGGACCGCGAGAACGAGCCUUACUGCAAUUUGAGAAAUUAAGGCACAAAAAGCUGAACUUCAAGUAUUGCAACGAAGACUCCUGGAUACUAGAGGAAGAUUUUCUGUUGCCGGCUGGAGUCGUCAAGCCAUUGCUCAAACAACACGGACCAGGCGCGAUGUUUUCCGACUUAUCACCAUCGACGGUCGUCGCGUCUGUUGGCGUGCAGACAGCCAUAUCUCAACGGUCUUUGUCUUUGCCUCAGUCCGAUGAGCUACCGGUUGAUAACUCCACGGCUGGUUUGGCAAGUUCUCCGUCAAGCCAAGACUAUCCGCAGCUUUUCACUCCUAAACGAAGCCUAGACGCUGCACUCAGCUCACCACCUACCUCAAAGACACCGGUCUCACCGGGCUUCGAACCGAGACAUGCACCGGCUGCUGUGAGCCUAUCUAAAGACCCGUUGGUGCUAGAAAUUCAAAAUUCUUCCAGAACAUCCUUUUCGUCUUCCCAAAACGCAAAAGACACCCUUUGCACUCCAGAACAUGUUUUGCAUGCAUUUCAUCACCCAUCUCCAGCAAAAUCUAGCAUUUUGAGAACCGCGGUGACUCAGGAGCAGGUCUACUCACAGCCCUUUAUCUACUGA
Molecule: messenger RNA, 1026 nt
Organism: Lachancea sp. 'fantastica'
Lineage: Eukaryota; Fungi; Ascomycota; Saccharomycetes; Saccharomycetales; Saccharomycetaceae
Source: the annotation of a GenBank genome assembly